Messenger RNA from Culex quinquefasciatus (southern house mosquito), 406 nucleotides. RefSeq lists its product as uncharacterized. The transcript is spliced from 3 exons. Lineage: Eukaryota; Metazoa; Arthropoda; Insecta; Diptera; Culicidae. The coding region runs from base 63 to 365 and encodes 100 amino acids. The record is from RefSeq and is a predicted model, not a curated record.
AAAGGUGGAGGAGGACGAAAUAAUAAACUCCCGCGACGUUUCUAAACAGCCAGAAUUUGUUAAUGGAACCGCUCUGUACAAACAGUUUCCAGAGUGCUUUUUGCUGGACGUGGACCAGCAAGAGGAAAAGAACAAUGAAAAUGCGUUGGUGCAAUUAUCAAAACUCAGUCUUCUUCCUGGAGAUACUUUCGGCCGAGAACAUCCACCGGGUGAAGGCGAUCGAGGUGGACAAACUUCCCACGGGGCAGCACUCGAACAUUGGAAGGGUAGACAAGCAGAACCUUUCCAAAAGUGGUUGGCCAUCGUCGGACCAAAAGGAGUCGGUUUGUAUUUCCUUCUUGUGCAACGGCCAAUCCCGUCACUAAGCGAAAUUAAGAAAAGUAUGGCUGCAGUGAUAGUGAAUAUU